UUAGUUAGGCCUCCGCGAUAGGGCCCUGGCGUUUUGCCCUCGACCAUCAUGGCGGCGGCGGCGGCGGCAAUUGCGUGAGGCGGGAAAAGGACAGCGUCCGUCGUUGUCGUCACGUGACGGAGCCAAGAUGGCUGGCUUUCCCUGGCAUGCAAGAUCAAGAAAUUACACCCGUGAAUUAGAAUCAUGCAGAUUGGAAACCGUGUCUGUGGAGUUUGGAGACUACCAUCCACUCAAACCCAUCAUUGUCACUGAAUCGAAGACAAAGAAAUUAGGACGUAAGGGAAGCACGUCUUCGACAUCCUCUUCGUCCUCCAGUUCGGUGCAGGAUCCUCUGAGCAGCGUGUUGGACGGCACGGAUCCUUUGUCGUUAUUUGCAGCAACUGCAGACCCAAUGCUGACGGAGAGCACCAGAAAGAAACGUGACAAAGAAGAGAAUUCAAGUGUGGGAAGCGACUUUGAGCCUUGGUCAAGCAAGCGGGGUGACAUCCUCUCUCGAUACACCACCAAUGAAAAGCUCUCGAUUAAUUUGUAUAUGGGAUCCGAAAAAGGAAAAGCAACUACUCCUGGAUCCGCAGUUUCCGAGAAAGUUCGGACAAGGCUGGAAGAACUGGAUGAUCUUGAAGAGGGGUCUCAGAAAGAGCUGCUCAACCUGACUCAGCAAGAUUAUACACACCGGAUCGAAGAACUCAAUCAGUCUUUGAAGGAUGCCUGGGCCUCGGAUCAAAAAGUAAAAGCUUUAAAGAUAGUUAUUCAGUGUUCUAAACUUCUUUCAGAUACAACCGUGAUUCAGUUCUAUCCAAGUAAAUUUGUCUUGAUAACAGACAUCCUGGACACUUUUGGGAGGCUAGUGUAUGAAAGAAUCUUCUCCAUGUGUAGUGAUACCCGCAACUCCUUUCCAGAAAAUUUUACCCCUGAAAGUGUGAAUGACACGGCCAAAGAAACCUGCUUAAAUUGGUUCUUCAAGAUUGCCUCCAUCCGAGAACUGAUCCCCAGGUUUUAUGUGGAAGCAGCCAUACUGAAGUGCAACAAAUUUCUUUCCAAAACUGGGAUUUUGGAAUGUCUUCCACGCCUGACGUCCAUGAUCCGUGGAAUCGGAGACCCAUUGGUUGCAGUCUAUGCUAGGGCGUAUCUCUGCAGGGUUGGGAUGGAGGUCGCGCCUCAUCUGAAAGAAAGCCUUAACAAGAACUUUUUUGACUUCCUUCUAACUUUUAAACAAAUUCAUGGGGAUACAGUUCAGAACCAGCUGGUGGUGCAAUGCGUGGAAAUGCCAUUAUAUCUCACACUUUAUUCUCCUGCGAUCGAUUGGAUUUUACAAUGCAUUUCUUACCGAGCUGCCGAGGUUCUGCUGACGGAAACGAUGGAAAGAUGCAAGAAGCUUGGCAACAAUGCCCUGCUGUUGAAUUCCGUCAUGUCUGCCUUCAGAGCGGAGUUUAUUGCUGCCAGGUCCAUGGAUUUCAUCGGCAUGAUUAAGGAGUGCGAUGAAUCCGGCUUCCCCAAGCACCUGCUCUUUCGCUCUCUUGGGCAGAACCUGGCCUUGGCUGAUCCGCCGGAGGGAGACCGGCUUCAGAUCUUAAAUGAAGCGUGGAAGGUUAUCACGAAGUUAAAGAGUCCCCAGGAUUACAUCAACUGUGCAGAAAUCUGGGUGGAAUAUACCUGCAGGCAUUUCACGAAGCGCGAGGUCAACACUGUUUUGGCCGAUGUCAUCAAGCACAUGACUCCAGAUCGGGCCUUUGAAGACGCCUAUCCCCAGCUUCAAUCAAUCAUUCAGAAAGUCAUCACCUACUUCCAUGAUUUCUCUAUUCUCUUUUCACUGGAGAAAUUCCUGCCAUUCUUGGAUAUGUUCCAGAAGGAAAGUGUCCGAGUGGAGGUUUGCAAGUGCAUCAUGGAAGCGUUUAUUAAGCACCAACAGGAGCCAACCAGGGACCCUGUCAUACUCAAUGCGCUUCUGCACGUGUGCAAAACGAUGCACGAUUCCGUGAAUGCCCUGACGCUAGAAGAUGAAAAAAGGACCUUAGCCUCGUUGAUAAAUGGAUUUUUAAGAAUGGUUUCAUUUGGACGUGACUUUGAGCAGCAGCUGAGUUUCUAUGUGGAAGCCAGGUCCAUGUUUUGCAAUCUGGAACCCGUUCUUGUCCAGCUGAUUCAUUGUGUGAACCAGCUGGCGAUGGAAACAAGAAAAGUGAUGAAAGGGAACCAUUCCAGAAAGACGGCUGCAUUCGUCAGGGCCUGUGUUGCUUUCUGCUUCAUCACAAUUCCGUCGCUGACAAGCAUCUUUUCUCGCCUUAAUCUGUACUUGCACUCUGGACAGGUGGCUUUAGCAAACCAGUGCCUUUCGCAAGCCGAUGCCUUCUUCAAAGCGGCGGUGAGCCUGGUCCCGGAGGUUCCCAAGAUGAUCAACAUCGACGGGAAGAUGCGGCCCUCGGAAGCAUUUCUCCUCGAAUUCCUUUGCAAUUUCUUCUCCACUCUGCUAAUAAUUCCUGACCAUCCUGAGCAAGGCGUCCUGUUCCUCGUGCGAGGGCUGCUCAACGUCAUCCAGGACUACACGUGGGAAGAUAACAGCGACGACAAAGUUCGGAUUUAUACCAACGUGGUGCACCUCCUUUCCGCCAUGAGUCAGGAGACCUACAUCUACCAUGUGGACAAAGUUGAAUCCAAUGAUACUUUGUAUGGCGGAGAUACCAAAUUCCUGGCAGAAACGAACAAGCUGUGUGAAACGGUGAUAGCCCAGAUCCUGGAGCAUCUGAAAACCCUAGGAAAGGAUGAGACUUUGAAGCGCCAGAGCCAGCUGGCCCUCUACUUCUUCAGCACCAUCGUGGCCCACGGAGAUCUGCGCAACAACAAACUCAACCAGCUUGCUGUUAACUUGUGGAACCUGGCGCAGAAGCACGGCUUCGCUGACACAAAAACCAUGGUCAGAACCUUAGAGCACAUCAAGAGGCAAAGCAAACACCCCGAGUUGAGCCAUUUCUCAGAGCUGGCCCUGCGCCUCCCGCUGCAGUCCAGGACCUGAUAGAGAGACUACAAGGCCCUUCUCCAAGGUCUCGCUGGAGGCUUUGUUCCUUCUUCCAGUCCAAAGCCAUGUUCGGUUUUGGCGCAUGGGCGGGAAGACCUUGUGCCACCGACGCAGAAGAACUCCUCUUGAACCCUCCCAGGAACCUCAGGAACUUGUCUUUCCGCUCUGAACUCCCAAACGCUGCUGUGCCCCACUGGCCAAAAUGCCUGCCCUAAAGGAAGAGCCAGGGAAGAUAAUGAGCUCCACGCAACACAACGCCACAAAAGGAAGAUGAUCAUAACGGCGAACGCAAGGCACAUUUGCAGUGUUUCAGUUUCUAGAUGAUAAUAUAAAUCCUGAUCAAUCACAGCAAUGCAGCAACAGUGUUGCUAGAGUAGGCAUGGGCAAACUUUGGUUCUCCUUCCAGGGGUUUUGGACUUCAACUCCCACCAUUCCUAACAGCCUCAGGCCCUUUCCUUUCCCCCCUCAGCCACUUAAGUGACAUGCAUCCAACCUCCACUGAGGUGUAAAGCAGGCUGACUACAAAAUGGAGUUCUGAGUCUGAACAUGCUCAGUACAAUCAAAUGUCUAUAACCCUGCCCACACCACACGCUUAAGCGGCUGAGGGGGAAAAGGAAGAGACCUGAGGCUGUUAGGAAUGGCGUGAGUUGGAGUCCAAAACACCCGCAAGACUGAUACUCAGACUGAGUCACACAGAAGAGAGAAAGAGGGAUUCUUUCAUCCUCCGCUUAAGCGGCUGCGGGGGAAAAGGAAGGGGCCUGAGGCUGUUAGGAAUGGUGGGAGUUGGAGUCCAAAACACGUGGAGGGAGGCCCAAGUUUGCCCAGGCCUGUUCUAGGCACUAACUAACCCAGAUAGGCCACCAUCAAAUGUUUGGGAUUCCCUGUCACUUGUCAAAUGACUCCUGAGUUAGAAGGACAUUGGCCAAUGCAAACCACUUUCGGGGAUUUACAAAAGGAGAGGGAAUAAAGGGAAAAUGCUACCCUUCAGGCAUAAUAACAGUCAUUACAGCUCACUAGAGGCUGGCGUUUACUGGCCUGUCUUCAGCAUCUCUAGGGACUGGACUAAUUGAUUCAAUAGCGUGACUUUAAACUCCCAAUCAGACGAGUGACCCAUGCGCAAGCCCUGGACAUGACCAGCAUAUGGAACUGACAGCAGCAAAUGGCUGCACAGUCUUGUCUGACCAGGUCAUUGUAGAUUGACACUCACCCAUUCCCCCUCCUCCUCGAUGGCUUUUGUUUUGCCAGACGCCUGGUCAAGCUCUUCUUGGAGAGCCUGCCGCCUUGACUGGAGCAGAGAAAGGAAAACAUGGCCAGCAAGAUACAGCCCCAUCUUGUCUUAUCUACUGUGUCUUAUUUACCUAAUUGGAUUAUAAACCUGCAGGCAAAUUCACAUUUUCUGACUGAAGAGUGGGAUAUAAAAACUUUCUUUAUCUCUAUAUAUAAAAAUGUAAUGUGCAUUUUCCUCAUGGAGUAAACAACAAAACCACUGAACCAAAUCACACCAAAUUUCGCCACAAAAGACAUAGUCAUCCAAUCUAUGUCUUUCAAUCAAAAAAACCUAGAAAAAUAAAGUCAAAAUUAAAGAGGAUGAGGAAAAGCCGUUGCAGCACAUCCAGAUAUCUGGGAGUCACUCUGGACCAUGCCCUGACUUACAAGAAGUGCUGCUUGAAUAUUAAGGCAAAGGUGGGUGCUAGAAAUAACAGUGUACGGAAGUUGACUGGCACAACCUGGGGAUCACAACCAGACACAGUGAAGGCAUCUGCCGCUAUAUACAUAUAGACAAUAUACAAUAUAAUUUACAAUAAUAUAUAGUAUUAUAAUAUAUUGUAUAUGCAUAUAAUAUUAAUAUUAUUUUGUAAUACAAUAUAAUACUAAUAAUGCAAUAUAAUAUUAAUUAUAUAUUACAUGUAAUAUUAUUAAUAUUACAAUAUAUAGAUAUAGUACAAUAUGGUAAUUUAUUGCCAGUAUUGUGCUAUGCUAAUACAGUAGAGUCUCACUUAUCCAAGCCUCGCUUAUCCAAGCCUCUGGAUUAUCCAAGCCAUUUUUAUAGUCAAUGUUUUCAAUAUAUCAUGAUAUUUUGAUGCUAAAUUCGUAAAUACAGUAAUUGCAACAUAACAUUACUGUGUAUUGAACUACUUUUUCUGUCAAAUUUGUUGUAUUACAUGCUGUUUUGGUGCUUAAUUUAUAAAAUCAUAACGUAAUUUGAUGUUUAAUAGGCUUUUCCUUAAUUCCUCAUUAUCCAAGAUAUUCGCUUAUCCAAGCUUCUGCCGGCCCGUUUAGCUUGGAUAAGUGAGACUCUACUGUAUAUUGUAUAUGCAUAUAAUAUUAAUAUUAUUUUGUAAUACAAUAGAAUACUAAUAAUGCAAUAUAAUAUUAAUUAUAUAUUAUAUGUAAUAUUAUUAAUAUUACAAUAUAUAGAUAUAGUACAAUAUGAACACGCCUACCGUAUUUUAUAAUGUGUUUUAUGAAUACUGAUGUAAGUUAAUAAUAAUUUUUAACUGAUUUAUAUUGCACUGUAUAAUUUUUAUAUAUGCGUUUUAUUGUAAGCCGCCCUGAGUCCCCUGUUGGGUGAGAAGGACGGGAUAUAAAUAUUGUAAUAAAUAAAUAAAUGGUAAUUUAUUUCUAAUAAUAUAAUAUUGUAUGUAAAUUUAAUUUCUAAGCCACUCUGAGUCCCCUUUGGGGUGAGAAGGGUGGCAUAUAAAUGUAUUAAAUAAAUAAAUAAAUA
This is a messenger RNA of Anolis carolinensis (green anole), 5735 nucleotides long. It is a transcript of the gene vps35l, whose product is annotated as VPS35 endosomal protein sorting factor like. The coding region runs from base 128 to 3007 and encodes 959 amino acids. Gene Ontology annotation, cellular component: endosome. NCBI's taxonomy places the organism in Eukaryota, Metazoa, Chordata, Lepidosauria, Squamata, Anolidae. The record is from RefSeq and is a predicted model, not a curated record. The transcript has 32 exons. Gene Ontology annotation, biological process: endocytic recycling.